Molecule: messenger RNA, 2718 nt
Organism: Talaromyces proteolyticus
Lineage: Eukaryota; Fungi; Ascomycota; Eurotiomycetes; Eurotiales; Trichocomaceae
Product: cation efflux family-domain-containing protein
Exons: 3
Coding region: 1-2718 (905 amino acids)
Biological process (GO): zinc ion transport; intracellular zinc ion homeostasis; transmembrane transport
Cellular component (GO): membrane; Golgi apparatus
Molecular function (GO): zinc ion transmembrane transporter activity
Source: RefSeq, a predicted model, not a curated record
AUGUCGACUUCGUCCACGAUAUCGGACGUCUCACACAUGCCCUCGGGCUCGUUCGGGCACAGUCGACGGCCGCCGCGAGGCCAUACGCGGUCUGUUAACUGGUCGCAAACUCCUGCUUUUGCAUCGCCUGUGAUAAACGAGGGCGAGGUUCAGGAAGGCAAUCAUGCUCAUCAUCACGUCGAACACAAUGACGGGCAUGGACAUGACACGAACCACAAUAACACGGGCACCGACACCCAUACGCAUACGCAUUCCCAUUCGCAUGCGGACUCGCACUCGCACUCGCACUCACACUCACACUCACAUUCCCACGACCAUAACCACUCGCACUCGAUAGCUAGCAAUGGAUCAGCAAUCAAAGCAGAAGCUAUAGAUGAAGCCUACGUGCAAGGUAGCAAAGCUUCGGACGCAUACGCAAUUCCCUUCCAAGCCUCUGAGAAGGUGCCGUUGAGUUAUGAAAUCGUAACUGGUGUUCUUACAGCCGCCCCGUGGUCCUUAUUAUCAUGGUAUCUGAGGGCUUACACAACGCCGACCUCGCACAAAGUCUGGCGAAUGCUGAAAUCCGCUGCUGCCAAACAAAAGUUCUUGAAGACAUAUUCCCCAGAAACGGCAGUUGACACAGUAUGGUGGCGCACGCUAGUUCUUGUCUCGUUGACAAUGCUUUGCAUUGGAGGCAUAUCCAUACUUCGACGUCUACGUGCUGGUCAAGCUCUGCCAGCCAUGACGGGCUUUCAACUCAACACAGGCUUGGCAACAAAGGCCAUUCUACACGUCAUAUCGAUUGCGCUGCCUAUAUACUCUGGCAUGAUUAUUGGCGGCACAAUGGUUGCACUUGCGCUGGGCUUGACGUAUGCAGCUGGCGUGCCAGUGAUUUUCGACGCCAGCGGAAAAGCCAGCGGAAUACGAGAAAAGCUUGGAAAUAAAACGGCAUCCCUAUUUGUUUUGUCAUUAUUUGUUGUCUUGGAUGUUCUUGGCUACGACUUUCCAAUUGAUACCCAGCCAUUCCGUGGAUAUAUUUCUCUCGCCGUUUCAAUCUUCGUCCUCCGUCCGCCUUUUCCAGCACCAAGAGACUUCGUCCUCGCAACCCAGAAGCCAAAUAUUGAGUCGGCAUCUCAGCUUGGAAAUUUUCUUACGGCUCUCCUGGACCAGCAAACUGCGGCUUUGCUUCGCAGUCCAUUGGCCGCAUCGCCUGAAGAUGUGCAACUCACGUUGAUUUCUGGUGGAGUGAUGGCUCUUCUCUCAAUAAUAACCUCGCCUUUCAACGAUUCGCAGGUGCCAUUCGGGGUUUCAGACUUGAUUAAAGCGCUGACAAUUGCUAGUGUUUUUGCACUAACAUAUACGCUUUCUUCACCUUUCGGGCUACGUUCACGUCAGAAAGUAGGAUUUGCGGCAACAGCUCUUGUCGUCGUACUCACCAGUGCCGCGCCACACGAAGAAAGCAGUCGUCUUGCGCAUGUAUCUUGGUCCGUAUUGGCGGCAUUUUGCUAUUUCGCCGCUCUUUUCGACGAUCCCAAACCAGGUGAGCCAACACGGCUCAAAAAGGAAAAAUCAUUCAUCACAAAGUUUUUACUCGAACAUGGAGAGGAUUGGCCGAUCUUCCAUAGUAUUAUGUCGGAGGAGAAUUCUCGGAGGAUCUUCUACUUCAUGUGCCUGAAUUUCGGAUUCAUGCUUAUCCAACUCACGUACGGAUUCGUCACUGGCUCGCUGGGUCUGCUUAGCGACAGCAUCCACAUGUUCUUCGACUGCCUCGCUCUUGUCGUCGGUUUGUCCGCGGCAGUCAUGAGCAGAUGGCCUCCUAGCGAGCGCUUCCCAUAUGGCUAUGGCAAAGUCGAUACUCUCUCGGGCUUUGCCAACGGAGUAUUCCUGAUGAUCAUCAGCGUCGAGAUCGUCUACGAAGCCAUCGAGCGUCUAAUGUCGGGUAGUGAAAUGCGCCGUAUCCAGGAACUCCUGGUAGUUAGCAUCGCUGGUCUUGCCGUGAACCUGGUCGGAAUCAUGGCUUUUGACCACGCGCAUCAUGGCCACUCGCACGACCAUUCCCACGGGAACGAGAACAUGCACGGCAUUUUCCUGCACAUCAUGGCCGACACGCUCGGAUCCGUGGCUGUGGUCAUCUCCACGAUCCUGGUACAUUUCUACGGCUGGUCUGGCUUUGACCCCAUCGCAUCGUGUCUCAUCGCGAUCCUGAUUUUCGCCUCUGCCGUCCCGCUAGUGUCGAGCACGGCGUCUACGUUGCUGCUGACCUUGCCGGCGGAUGUGGAGUAUAAUCUCAGGGAUACCCUCGCGGGCAUUAAUACGCUGCGGGGCGUGGUGGGUUAUACCGUGCCCAAGUUCUGGCUGGACGAUACCACAUCUGCAUAUUCCUCGGGUCACGAUCAUGGCCAUGGCCAUGGACAUAGUCACGACCAUCACCAUUCCCACGACCACGACCACGACCACGCUCACACCCACACCCAUCACGACCACGACCACGACCACGACCACGACCAUGACCAUGACCAUGACCAUGACCACAACCACGACCACCACACCGAAACCAAAGUCCUCGGGAUGAUCCACAUCAUCGCCUCCCGCAGCGCGGACAUCGAUGACGUCCGCAAACGCACAGUCGAAUACCUGCAGCAGAAAAACAUGGACAUCGUCGUGCAAGUCGAGCGGGAGGGGGAAGGGAAAUGCUGGUGUGCGGGCGGAAAUGGGAAUAGGUCGCCAUAUAUAAGUUGA